Messenger RNA from Juglans regia (Persian walnut), 3229 nucleotides. Its product is annotated as protein MAIN-LIKE 2-like. NCBI's taxonomy places the organism in Eukaryota, Viridiplantae, Streptophyta, Magnoliopsida, Fagales, Juglandaceae. The coding region runs from base 757 to 3081 and encodes 774 amino acids. The record is from RefSeq and is a predicted model, not a curated record. The transcript is spliced from 9 exons. Gene Ontology annotation, biological process: meristem maintenance; meristem development.
UUUCUGCAUUUCUUGCCCUUCGGCUCUCCCUCGCUGUUUCAAGUCUCUCCAUCGAAGAACAGUCUCUCUCUGCCUCUCGGUCUCUCAAUCUGCUUCCUCUGUCACUUCUCCUCGGCUUCUUGUUCUGAUUCGUCUGCUUCCUCUUCGGCUGGUUCUUCAUUGACUGAUGUCUGCUGCGUCUUCUCUGCGUUAAUAAUAUGAAUCGGUCCUGUCCGGGCUAGUAUUGGGUUGCUGAUCCACACGGUUCGUGCUCCAACCACCCAGGAAGAGUUGCCUCCCCUGUUCGACACCCACAAGCCCGCCCCUUGUCUGUGAGCAACAACCACCUCGAUCACAUGCACGUGGGUGUCACCUUCGAACGCUGCCCAAAGCCUCUCCCUCUCCAAUCUCCGUUCAUUCCAUCCUUUGGCCACCACCCACGCCGGACCCUCUCGGUGAGCAGCAGAAUGCCAGACGCCACUAGGAUGCUCACUUUGUUUCUAUUCCUCUCCACCGUGGGUGUUGCCGCUCUCGCAUCUCGAGCCAAUCAACACUGACACACCACCAAGAGCAACCCGAACGCUCCUAGGCAGCACCACCUCAGUCUCAGAUUCAACAGAUUUACUGCAAUGAGUUCGUAUGCCUUUGAGGUGCCAGUUGAAGACCAGGAAUAUGAAGUAUGUGUGGGACUAGUUGAGCGUAGAGGAAUAAGUGCUUGAGGUGCACAAGUGGUUACCAAUUUUGAAUAAGUGCAAAAGGUUUCUGUCUCUGGUACUGAUGGAACUGGCAGUGAUGGACCCCUAUGCGGCCAGUGCUGGACCAAUUGAUAGUUCAGUACUCUAUGAUCAGGAGAAACAUGUUUCAUCAGCAGUUUGGGAAGGGCAGGAGCGUGGUGCACUUCGGUGUCACGAACACACUUCAAAACUUGAUCAGUGGACACUUACAGUAAAACAGAUCGAGUUGGUAGAGAAGGCUGGAUUUGGCUACUUGAGAUUGAUUCCAGCAGUUAGUCUAGACAACCCACUUAUCUCUGCACUAGUUGAGAGGUGGAGGAGAGAAACCAAUACCUUUCACUUGAAUGUCGGAGAAAUGACCGUAACCCUUAAAGAUGUUGCGCUUUUGCUUGGCCUUGCAAUUGAUGGAGAACCUGUAAUAGGCAUAACAUAUACCACAUGCAGCUCAGUUUGUGAGAAGUACCUUGGGAGAGCUCCAGAGUCCAUUUACACGAGUGGUGGAAUGGUGAAACUAAGUUGGUUGAAAGAGUUCUUUUCUCGAUGUCCUGAAGAUGCGCCAAUUGAAGUGAUUGAACAGCAUACACGUGCUUACCUUCUAUAUCUUGUAGGCAGCACAAUAUUUUCCACCACCACUGGGAAUAAAGUCCCUGUCAUGUAUCUUCAAUUGUUUGAGAAUUUUGAUCACUGUGGAAAUUAUGCGUGGGGAGCAGCAGCAUUGGGAUUCCUGUACAGGGCCCUUGGGAAUGCCUCUCUUAGAUCUCAAAGUACUAUCAGUGGCUGUUUGACACUACUACAGUGUUGGAGCUACUUCCACUUGAAUGUUGGGCGACCAAAGCUCAAUCACGAUCCGAUGCAUGAUUGCUUUCCAUUUGUACUUAGGUGGAAAGGAAAACAGACUGGCCCAACCGCAAACCGUGAUGUAGUAUUUUACCGUAAGGCCUUGGAUUCCUUAAAACCUUGUGAUGUGGAGUGGCUUCCUUACAGAAAUAUGGAUAGUAUGGUAAUUCCUGAAGAUAUUAAAAGUACUCUAAUUCUUGGGAGGUCCAAGACAAUGUUGAUAUGCUUUGACAAGGCAGAAAGACAUCUCCCAAAUCGAUGUCUAAGGCAAUAUGGCAUGCUUCAAUCAAUCCCAGAGGAUGUGCAGCGAUGGGAGAGAAAGAGUCGUGGUGUUGAUGGUGGGGUUGACUUGUCAGGGAAAAUGGAAUCAGAGCUUAACGAAUGGUUGGACCGAAGACUCCAUAUUGUGGAAGGUGAUGAUGUUGCAGACGAGAGCAUGUACAUGCAGUGGUAUCUGAGAAUUACUCGUAAAUUUGUAGGGAGGCCUAUUUCUCUUUCAUCCGAGUUCCAAAGAACAAAUGCUGGUUUGAGGGAUAUUGCACACAUAGCAGAUACAUUCUCGACAAAAGGUUUGGAUCCCCAACAAAUUGAAUCAAUUUCGAGGAUUAGGUAUAUUGCACAUGAGUGUCUUAGGGACCAAGUUGGAGGUCCAGCCAUGGUUUCAGUAAGCCCGGAAACUGAACUUGGGAAAAGGGUAAGAGGAAAGGAGAGGGUGAGAAGGAAGGCUAGUGGAAAACGGUUCCGGAAGGACGAUCAAGUGCAGUACAAUGAAGCUAGCGAUGAUGAUCAAUCUCAAUUUGGUGGUGCUGGCAUUGUGGGUGAUCAACUACAAUUUCACCAUGCCGGUAGAGAGGUGGAUCCUUUGCAGAUAUGUCCUAUACAUAGCGAAGAGAUGCCUUUGCAGAUAAUUCAUGCUGCAGAUGAGGGUGAGAAUGCACAGCUUUGCAAUGCAGAUACUGAGGUUCAACAUUUAGAGGUAGGUCAUACAGCUGGCAAGGAAGAAAAUGCAGAGAUGGGACAUGCAGUCUGUGAGGAAGAAAAUACAGAGCUAAGCCAUAGAGCUAGUAAGGAAGAGAAAGCAGAGAUAAACCAUGCAGCUGAUAAGGUUGAUGACAAACAGCUUACCAAAACACCCAAGGAGGUCGAUGACUCACAGCAUGCAUCAAAAGGGGUAAAUGGUUCUCAGCUUUCAGAUGCUAUUAAAGAGAUUGUUGAUUCACAACCUGAUAUAACUAACCAGGUUGUUGAAGAACAGUAUUCUGUUGCGACCAAUGAAGUAGGUGAUGCAACAGAUGAGGUUAUUGAAUCACAGCAUUCUUUUGCAACUAAUGAGGUUGGUGAUGCGACUAAGGAGGUUAUAGAACCAGGGCUUCCAGUUGCAACGAAUGAGGUAAAUGAUUCACAGCUUUUGCAUGAUAGUAGUGAGAGUGAUCCACAUACUGCUAAAGAAGAAUUAGAUGUUAUUCCACCAUCAUCUCUCGAAACUUGUGAUGAUAUUGCACAGAAGGGUACUUGUAGCGUUGUAGUAUAAAAUUAUGAACUUACCAUGUGAUUUUGUAGAGGUAUUUGUCUCAAUUACUCCAAUAGGUGUCUAUGAUAUAAUGUGCUCCUUAUUAAUACUCUCGUAACUUGGGCACUAUUGCCUUCUCAUCAAUCUAAGAUUCCAAAUUUUAUAAUGA